UUGCACAGAACUUCCUCCUCUCUCUCCUCCUCCUUUUAGCCAUUUAUUUGUAUAUCUCUAUGUAAAAUUGUAUAUCAACCAAGCCAAUCCCAUAUCCUGGAUUUUACAUUCUUUUGCACUACUAGAUUCCAGAGUUCAUCAUUUGUUAUAGAUAAUUCCGUUCUGGGGUAACCAUGCAGAGCCCCUCAGAACAGAAACCAGGAGUCUUCACUCACACUGCUCAAUGGCCAAUUUCUUCCUUAGCGUGGUCAGUUCGCCAGGAUAAAAAAUCACGCCUCGCCAUUGCAAGUUUUCUUGAAGACUACAGCAACAAAGUUGAGCUCGUUCAGUUCAACCUCGAAACCUCCGAUUUCUCCACCGAUAAUCGUCUCAUUUUCGACCACCCAUAUGCCCCCACGAACCUCAUGUUCUUCCCCUCCGAAGACACUGGAAAUCCGGACAUAAUCGCCACCUCCGGCGACUACCUCCGCCUCUGGGAAAUUCACCACGACCAUAUUGAACUCAAAGCGUUGUUGAAUAGCAACAAGGGCAGCGAGUUCAACUCCGCCAUCACAUCAUUCGAUUGGGCUGAAUUCGACAUGCGCCGUGUGGCCACAUGCAGCGUGGACACGACUUGCAUAAUUUGGGAUAUAGAGAAAGAAAUUCUUGAGACUCACUUGGUUGCACACGAUAAAGAGGUUUAUGAUAUUUCAUGGGGAGGAUUCAAUGUUUUUGCAACGGUUUCGGGAGAUGGCUCAGUAAGAGUUUUUGACUUGAGGGAUAAAGAAAGAUCCACGAUCAUUUAUGAAAAUCCUGUACAGAAUUGUCCAUUGUUGAGGCUGGAAUGGAACAAAGCGGAUCCAAGAUUCAUGGCUACAGUUGGAAUGGAUAGUAAUAGAGUUGUAGUUUUGGACAUUCGUUAUCCGACAAAUCCUGUAAUGGAGUUAGUCAAGCAUACUGGCAGCGUGAAUGCGAUAUCAUGGGUGCCAUUCAUCGGAAGGCAGUUGUGUUCUGUGGGGGAUGAUUCAAGGGCUCUGAUUUGGGAGGUGGUGGGGUCGGAGUUUGGAUUGGAGAAUGGAGGGGAAGUUGAGCCGGAAUUGUGGUAUGGAACAAUGAGUGAGAUUAAUUACGUGCGUUGGUGUCCGAUUGAGCUGGAUUGGAUUGCCAUCUCUUUCUCCGAUAAGUUACAGCUCUUGAAAAUUUGAAGAUAGGUUUUUGUUUUUCAGUAUUGUAAAAUUACUAGGAUUGAGAUAAAAUUUAAGAUUUAAGCA
Pistacia vera is the source of this 1250-nucleotide messenger RNA. RefSeq names its product WD repeat-containing protein LWD1-like. The record is from RefSeq and is a predicted model, not a curated record. Gene Ontology annotation, molecular function: protein binding. Lineage: Eukaryota; Viridiplantae; Streptophyta; Magnoliopsida; Sapindales; Anacardiaceae. The transcript is spliced from 2 exons. Bases 174 to 1184 code for a protein of 336 amino acids. Gene Ontology annotation, cellular component: nucleus.